AUGCCGAAGACAGUGCAGGUUCUUAUGCAAAUCCAAACGGCCGAUGUUAAUGCAAGAUCCGAGCUUAGCAACGCACAGCAUCAGACCAGCAAACACUUAGUUCCCUUUAGGGCCGCGGCUGUCCCGCACUCGAAGGCCACACAACAGACACAAGGGCCACAGAAAGACACACGGCCCACAGAACAGACACACGGCCGCAGAACAGACACACGGCCACAGAACAGACACACGGGCCACAGAAAGACACACGGCCCACAGAACAGACACACGGGCCACAGAACAGACACACGGCCACAGAACAGACACACGGGCCACAGAACAGACACACGGCCGCAGAACAGACACACGGCCACAGAACAGACACACGGCCCACAGAACAGACACACAGCCACAGAACAGACACACGGCCCACAGAACAGACACACGACCCACAGAACAAACACACAGCCACAGAACAGACACACGGGCCACAGAACAGACACACGGCCACAGAACAGACACACGGCCCACAGAACAGACACACGGCCACAGAACAGACACACGGGCCACAGAAAGACACACGGCCGCAGAACAGACACACGGCCCACAGAACAGACACACGGCCACAGAACAGACACACGGGCCACAGAAAGACACACGGGCCACAGAACAGACACACGGGCCAGAGAGACAAAAGCGCACAGGUCUCUGAACCGCCAAAGAGGAAGAGAAAAUGGCAGCAACCAGCCGACCGAUGAGCUAUACGACCACCUGGCUCAUUUCCCAGGAAGUUGUGGCUUGGGCAAAUCGAUCAAACCUGUCGUGAAGAGCAAGAGAUGGGCUAGGUUCUUGCCUGGCGGCUCGCCAUGA
Molecule: messenger RNA, 849 nt
Organism: Penaeus indicus
Lineage: Eukaryota; Metazoa; Arthropoda; Malacostraca; Decapoda; Penaeidae
Product: DEAD-box ATP-dependent RNA helicase rde-12-like
Exons: 3
Coding region: 1-849 (282 amino acids)
Source: RefSeq, a predicted model, not a curated record